AUGAGCUUUUCCCAAACAGAGUGUCUCGCGAAAGGACAUGAAGGACGGCAGAAGGACAUCCUUCGAGUGAAUUCCAGGCGGCUGUGUUGCCCCCCGUGUGUUCUUCAAGCGCUCAGCAGGGUAAGCUUGUGCCAUGUGUUCGCUUCGCAAAAGGUAGAGGCUGCAGAAUGCGCAAGUUUCCCACCCAGCGUGGCGUCCUCAAUGUCUGCUGAGAGGCCUUUUGCGGCCUUCGUGGGGGGCAACUGCUCAAAGCUGAUGCGUCAAGUGUGCCAUGGCUGCGUUUGCGAGCGUGGCGAAAGCAAUGCUUGCAAAAGUUGCAACAGCAAAUGCCUGACCGCUUGA
Effrenium voratum is the source of this 342-nucleotide messenger RNA. Lineage: Eukaryota; Dinophyceae; Suessiales; Symbiodiniaceae. The record is from the annotation of a GenBank genome assembly.